Physcomitrium patens is the source of this 3322-nucleotide messenger RNA. RefSeq names its product auxin transporter protein 1. The record is from RefSeq and is a predicted model, not a curated record. NCBI's taxonomy places the organism in Eukaryota, Viridiplantae, Streptophyta, Bryopsida, Funariales, Funariaceae.
AUUCCGGAGGAUGUUGUUGGGAAACCAGUAAUAGAGCCAGUAAUAGAGUAAUUGAUGGGGCCCAGUGAGGAACAGCAACCGUGCGUAGACCACUUUGGCGCAACGAGACAGCGCGAGGCAUCGAUGACGGGGACUGUAUCCGUUUAUUGACUUGCAUCACGUUCGCUUUUUAUGGCAGUCGCACAUCCAAAGCCAACGACGAGUAACCUGCCUUAGAAAUUCGGCGACGUGGAGCAACUGAUGGAGGUACAGUUCCGAAAGUAAUGAAGAUGAGACCAUCGCGAUUCGGUUUCAUAGUCGUAGUGAGAGGAAACUUAUGAGUCAUUGUGGGCAGACAGAUUGCUUCUGUCAAGGAUGAGCGCAUACCAGCUGCGCAUUUACCCAUUUACUGGAACAUGCCGCCACAAAUUCGGCGAGAAACUAGGGUGGCGAGCCUUCACAGCUCGCGGUGUAUCCAUUGCAACAAUAGAGUCGUCCGCAGCUUUCCUAGUGUAAUCAACUCGCAGCACUCGGCAUGUUGCUGCCUCAUCGUCUUGGGUUUCGUACGCCGAUAGGUGCCCGUCUGCUUGCACAGGCAUUGAAGGGGUUGUUGCAAACCUCGGAUUCUUUUUUAUUUUUCGAUCAGUUCUUUGGGCAAGGUGGUUGCACGCAAGCUCCAGGAACACGAUUACCCAUCUAGGGCAGAGCCUGUCUUGCGGCCGUUUCGAUUCGCCGAAGUGUUUCCAGAUGAUGGGUGCAGUUGCAAUGAAUUUGGUUGCUCCGAAUGAAGUGGUGUCGGAAUCGCGAGAUUGACGUUGGGUAGAGGGGUUGUGUCUGCAAAAUGUUAUCUACUAAGCAAGCAAUUGCUUCCCACGUUAAGUUUAGUUGACACCGUGAUUGAGAUCUGUAGUGAUAGCAGCCAAGUUCUCGGAUGUGCAUUCCAUGAGCGAAGUCCUUCAGAGAUGCUUGCUCUGUGCAUCGAGCAAGUUCAGAAUUCUAGACUUGGAACGACAACCUCAUGCUCGCACUCGUCUCCGUCUUGAGGUGAAUGUCGAAAGCAGAAUAUCACCAUGUUUUGUUACGCGCUAAAUCACCGAAGACGCCCUUUACGCGGUCGAUUGAGCAUUCCACUUUUGUGUCCGGUUCUGUUGUGUUCUCUUUCAUGCUCAGUAUGAGCGUGUCUGCCGAAUUUCCAGAGCCGGACGUUCACGGUUUCCGAGAUUACUUGGUCAUCAUAUCCAAUCUGUCGUGGUUUUGAGUGAUGCUUGGUGCAAUUCAAUGAGCACUGCAUGUAGGAAAUAGCGAUUUUAGAGCUUCAUGAAUGUCACUCUCAAGAUUAGACGUACGCGAGUACCACUCCAAUCGUUUGAAAGCCAAGGUCGAGCUGCAGCUAUCUAGGUUUUCUGUUGCGACAUUCCUCCAAGAGUGGAGGCUAUGGCGAGCGAGGAGAGGCUGUCGGGUAGUUAUGGCGAAAUGGAGGAGCAAAACGAGAGGCUGGAGUCUGAAAUCUUCAACAUCCCCGAUCCGUCAGUGAAAGGACGAGUGAAUGGGUUCUUGUUCUAUGGAGGAUCUGUCUACGAUGUCUGGUUUAGCGCUUGCUCUAAUCAGCGGAAAUCGCAGAUUGCCCAAGUGCUGUUGACAUUGCCGACGUCCUUCGCUCAACUGGGGUAUCCUUCAGGAGUGGCAUUGCAACUAUUCUACGGAAUCGUGGGAUGCUGGGCGACCUACAUGAUAACAUGGCUGUACAUGGAGUAUCGAUCACGGAUGGAGCGAGAGGGACACACUUUCAAGAUACAUAUCAUACAGUGGUUUGAAGUGCUGGACGGGUUGCUUGGGAGAAAAUGGAAAUUCCUGGGUCUGGGAUUCAAUUGCGUGUACCUCCUUUUCUCGGCCAUCACCCAGCUCAUCGCUUGCGGAAGCAACAUAUUUUUGUUGAACAAUGAUCUGAACAAGCGAGAGUGGACGUACAUUUUCGGUGCUUGUUGUUUGGUGACAAUUUUCAUACCUUCGUUUCGGAAUUACCGCCUGUGGUCAUUUUUUGGAGUGGUUACGAUUACAUAUACGUCCUGGUAUAUGACAGUCGCUGCCCUCUUUUAUGGUCAGGCGCCGGGAGCAACUCACGAUGGGCCCAAUUCAUUACUCCUAUACUUUACAGGGGCUACCAACAUUCUGUAUACAUUCGGAAGUCAUGCUGUCACAGUGGAAAUCAUGCAUGCCAUGUACAGACCCGUGAAAUUUAAGUACGUAUACUUGUUUGCAACGCUCUACAUCUUCACGCUGACCAUCCCCUCGUCUAUGGCGGUCUAUUGGGCAUUCGGAGAUUCUCUGCUAGUGAACGCAAAUGCGCUCGCGCUGCUGCCCAAGUCCGCUGCUCGAGACGUUGCCGUCCUUCUCAUGCUCAUUCAUCAGUUCAUAACGGUGGGAUUUGCGGUCACGCCGCUCUAUUUUGUGUGGGAGAAGAUCCUGGGUGUGCACCAGACCACGAACAUGCUCCUCCGAGCAACAUGUCGGGUGCCUGUUAUCUUACCGAUUUGGUUCUUCGCCAUCGCCUUCCCUUUCUUCGGUCUUAUAAAUUCAGUGGGAGGCUGCUUACUCGUCACGUUCACUGUGUAUAUAAUUCCCUGCCUUGCGCACAUAGUUUACUUCAGCAACUCGUCCCUCCGAGCGCCUAGCGUUGAGAAGCCACCGUUCUUUCUCCCCACCUGGACGGCUGUGUAUGUCGUUAAUAUCUUCGUGAUCGUGUGGAUUGUUGCGGUGGGCGUCGGCUUCGGUGGAUGGGCGAGUGUUUCCGUUUUCAUCAAACAGGUUCAAACAUUUGGAGUGUUUGCUAAGUGCUAUCAGUGUCCAGAGGCCAGUUAGCGUGGACGCAUCCAAGUGGUAAGAAAAAGAAUUGUCUCAUCGCUAGAUGUCCCGUAAGAUUUUCAAGAGCAUUAUCAGUCUAUUGCUGCAGCCCAAGCACUGGCAGAGUGCUAAAUUAGGUUAUUUUGCUCACUGAAUGCAGUGGUCAUCGUUUUUGAUACUUGCUCAACGCUGUGUAAGUUUCGACCCCUCGUGCUGUUGCACUAUGGCAUUCAGACCAUUCGAAAGCAUAUCGUAGGUAAUGGAAGCUCCGAUAUCAAGUGAAAUUCAUUAGAAUGAUCCUGUGGGAAAGGGUAGGUAUAGCAGUAUUCCAUUAUUUCAGAGCAAUGCAUAGCUUGCUCCUCAACAAAUAGGAGGAUUCAUUAUAGUGACCAGGUUUAGAAUGUGCAAUAGUAUCGCUAGUUCAGAACACCUUGCAGAGAAAAACAUCUUCAACAUUUGUAUCUAUUACCAACAUCCCACAAAUUAUACAUUCGUUUCUGUA